AUGGCGGCUACUCAAGGGUUGGAAGGGAGCCAACCUGUGGAUCUCUCCAAGCAUCCAUCUGGAAUUGUCCCUACACUCCAGAAUAUUGUGUCGACAGUCAAUUUGGACUGCAAGUUGGAUCUUAAAGCUAUUGCAUUGCAAGCUCGUAACGCGGAAUACAAUCCCAAGCGUUUUGCUGCCGUGAUCAUGAGGAUUAGAGAACCCAAAACAACGGCACUAAUUUUUGCUUCUGGAAAGAUGGUUUGUACAGGAGCCAAGAGUGAACAACAGUCAAAAUUGGCAGCUCGGAAGUAUGCCAGAAUUAUUCAAAAGCUUGGUUUUCCUGCGAAAUUUAAGGAUUUCAAGAUUCAAAACAUAGUCGGCUCCUGUGAUGUCAAAUUUCCCAUUAGACUUGAAGGUCUUGCAUAUGCUCAUGGUGCCUUUUCAAGUUAUGAACCAGAACUAUUGUUCUCACAGGAGCAAAGGUCAGAGACGAGACAUAUACUGCAUUUGAGAAUAUAUACCCGGUUCUCACUGAGUUCCGUAAAGUCCAGCAAUGAUCUAUUGAAGAUUGACGUUGUGGCUGAAGGAUUGCAUGGAGAGCAGAUGGCAUUGCCUCUAUUGGCAUGGGCUAUGUGUGUGUAA
Messenger RNA from Fraxinus pennsylvanica, 624 nucleotides. NCBI's taxonomy places the organism in Eukaryota, Viridiplantae, Streptophyta, Magnoliopsida, Lamiales, Oleaceae. The record is from the annotation of a GenBank genome assembly.